Molecule: messenger RNA, 1136 nt
Organism: Paecilomyces variotii
Lineage: Eukaryota; Fungi; Ascomycota; Eurotiomycetes; Eurotiales; Thermoascaceae
Product: putative glutathione S-transferase
Exons: 2
Coding region: 121-930 (269 amino acids)
Source: RefSeq, a predicted model, not a curated record
UGUUUACCCCGCUCGUAGUUUCGACGUCCGAGGAAACUUCAUCAACCUCAUUUUUUUCUUUUACAGCAGAAUCUAUAGUAAACUUCUUUUCCAUAAAUUACCUAUACACUGACGAACAUAAUGGCUCAAACAGAACCCGUCCACUUUUUCGACAUAACUUCCAAGCUCCCAGGGCCGUCGCAAUCAUGGUCACCUAACACACUGAAGACCAGAAUAGUGCUCAACUACAAGGGCAUUCCAUACACCCAGUCCUUCCUUUCGUAUCCGGACAUAGCACCAGUGCUCAAGCAGCUCGAAGUGCCUCCCGAGUCAGAGGGCUUUCCGUACACUCUUCCGGCAAUCAUACACAAGAGCACUGUCAAGACUAACCCGUUCGGUGCUCUGAUGGAUUCGUUCCCCAUUGCCUUGCAUCUGGAGCAAGCGUUCCCUGCGCCAUCGUACCCGUCGAUCUUCCCAUUCGGCGAUAGCAGCCACGCGCUCGCCCGCGCGGUGGAGUUCAUGAUGAUCAGUUUGGUUUGGAAGAGUUAUAGGCUCAUCAUGCCCAAGGUUCCCGAUCUGUUGGAUGAGAGGGGGAGCAAGUAUUUCCAUGAAACGCGUACUGCGCGUUUCGGAAAGCCGUUGGCGGAACUCUUGCCAAAGGAUCAACAGGAAUAUGACGCGAUCUGGAAGGAGAUGGAGAGUGUUUUAUUGACAUGGACUGCUAUGUUGAAGGGGAAGCCUGGGAAGAAAGGCCCUUUCUUCGAGGGUGAGAAAGCGGGGUAUGCGGAUUUCAUAGCUGUGGGGUUCAUAGCGUGGUUCGAGAGGAUGGACAAGGCGACCUUCCAGAAGAUGAUCGAGGUCGGGGAUGGGGAGCUGAAGACAUUGUGGGAUGCUUCGGUGCAAUGGGUAAAUGGUCAGGGCCAGGAGAAGGAAUGGCCAGUUUCCUCCUAAGGCUUCCUUUGUUGGGUCGAGUGGAUCCUUGGACGUUUCUAAGAUGAAUUGAUGAACGUGAAACUUCGGAAAUCAACGGGCCAGUAGUCGUUUACAUUCAUAUUAUACAAAGUCACAUUCUGUGGGUUGAUUGAUCCACCAGGUUCCUCAGACUGCAGCACGAGGCCCCCCUCUUAGUCGAUAACAACCCAGGUUGUUCUCAAGAC